AUGGGGCCGGACGCAACCGGGGGCAGUGAGACCCGCCCAGCAGCUCGGGCGACCAAGAGGAACAGCGCCAUCAGAAAGGAGCAAAACAGGAAUGCUUCUCGCAUAUACAGAGAACGGAGGAAGCAGAGGCUGGCCUUACUGGAUCGUCUCCUCGAGAAGGACCAGGACCAAACACUUCCAGCAUCAUCACAGGAGAGCAAUUCAACGGGCCCGGCUUCAUCUCAGCUGGAAAACGUGCAACCUCCCUCCGGCUUGGCGACCUCUGCCGAGCCAGGCGAAAAGACCCUUGUCCAGCCCUCUUCCUCGGAGCCCCUGAGUGAAGGCGUGGGCGCCGUGGAGCCAUCGGCCCUAGAUGGCCUGUCCUUAGAUACCUCAUGGCAACUGCCAAGCACUGAUCCGAUGUGGAACUUUUCGGUCGACCAAGAUGGCGCUUCUGGUAUGGCACAGCCGCACCCAGGCCUGCCAACUCUAGCCCGAAGUCCUCCAUCCGUGCUUGGCUAUACCGCCAAUGAUCAGAGCUCCAGCAAUGAGGAGAUCCCAGAACUCAUACAAAGACCGCAGGCGAGGUAUUCCCCUACGGCAACGACAAUGGGCCAGGCCGAUAUCUUCUUUACCACUCCAGGGCAGCACCUAUCCAUGUACCUCCUCGGGCCUUCGAGCCCCCAGGAGAGCAGCAAGGGCAAAGGAAAAGCCUCAAGGGCUGAAUCGCCUUCAUCCUCGUCGAGACUAUCAACAACUUUGGCACACUCAACAAGAUCAGCAGUCACCACCCCGUGCACACUGCCAGGUGAGGACAGCCUCGGGGAGUUCAUGCAGCACCUAAUGAACCUGCGGCUCCCGGAUGUGAAACGGGUGAUAUUCGUGCAGCAGAACGCCCUCUUCGCCGCGGUAAUGGACAACACCCUCGCCAUCGGCGUCAUGAACGGCUCACAGGCGAUCUUCGACGACGAGGCGGGAAGCCCGUUCAACAGGGACUGGAUCGAGAGCAAGGGGUCGAUGCAGCUCGCGGACAUCAGAUCCAAGUUCUCGGGCGCACCCAGGGACUUACAGCCCGUUGACGUCCAGAUCACCGUCGAGCACCACGUCUACCUGGACGUCAUCCCCUUCCCCUCGUUCCGGGAGAGGGCGCUCAAGGCCAUCGCCCACGACCCGCCCCUGUUCGACGAGGACGAGCUGUGCUGCGACAUCUGCAGCAGGGAGGGGCUGAUCGUCUGGGGCUCGCAGGGGAACAACCAGGGCAUGGAGGCGUGCAGGCCUUGGGAUAUGCGCAGCUGGGAGCCGAAGCCGUGGUUUUUGAGAAAAUAUCAUUUCCUGGUGGGUGGGUGGGACGACGACAUGUGGAGGGCGGCAAGGUGGUGGCACACGAUGCGGAACGAGAGGAUUGCUGCUGGUCCAGGUUCACUGAAAUUGUAUUACUCCAGCAUCAUCGUUAUAAUGGAUGACUCUAAGGGCAUGGACGUAGCUUUUGAGGAGGCCAAGCAGUCCUACUCGGAAGGCGGAAUCCCGAUCGGUGCGGCGCUGGUGUCAAAGGACGGCAAGCUGCUGGGGCGCGGCCACAACCAGAGAGUCCAACUGGGCUCGGCAAUCCACCAUGGCGAGACGUCCGCCCUCUACAACUCAGGCCGCCUGCCCGCGAAGGCCUACCAGGGCAGCACCAUGUACACGACCCUCUCGCCCUGCGACAUGUGCACAGGUGCCUGCCUCUUGUACGGCAUCUCCCGCGUCGUGAUAGGCGAGAACGAGACCUUCCUCGGCGGCGAGGCCUACCUGCGCUCUCGCGGCGUCGAGGUCGUCGUCGUCGGCGACGCGCGCUGCAGGGAGCUGAUGGACAAGUUCAUCGCCGAGAAGCCUGAGCUGUGGAACGAGGAUAUUGGCGUGGAGGAAAGGGUGUACUCUAAGGAGUGA
This is a messenger RNA of Diaporthe citri, 1905 nucleotides long. RefSeq lists its product as uncharacterized. The record is from RefSeq and is a predicted model, not a curated record. Gene Ontology annotation, molecular function: catalytic activity. Lineage: Eukaryota; Fungi; Ascomycota; Sordariomycetes; Diaporthales; Diaporthaceae. The coding region runs from base 1 to 1905 and encodes 634 amino acids. The transcript is spliced from 7 exons.